AUGGCCGUCAUACACGUUGUCCUCUUCAAAUUCAAGCCGUCUGUCUCGGACGAGCAUCGAGCCUCGUUCGCAAGGGAACUCUCGACCCUGCGUGAGCUGCCCUGCGUCCUCAACAGACAGUUGUACGUCGGCGGGACUUCUGUCACCGAUCCUAUCGAGAAGAGCAAGGGCUUCCAGAUGGCCCUUGUCAGCGUGCAUCAGGAUCUGGCGGCGCUGACAACGUACCAGGCCAGCAAGGAGCACGAGAGGGUGACUAGCACGUGGCUGUGGCCUUUCAAGGAGGAUGUGACGAGAUUCGAUUUUGCAGUCGACCAAGAUGUCGCUGGACUGGUUGCAGAGAAGAUGGCAAGCCCAAAACAAAGAGAUUGA
Messenger RNA from Emericellopsis atlantica, 369 nucleotides. Its product is annotated as stress responsive A/B barrel domain-containing protein. NCBI's taxonomy places the organism in Eukaryota, Fungi, Ascomycota, Sordariomycetes, Hypocreales, Bionectriaceae. The transcript has 3 exons. The coding region runs from base 1 to 369 and encodes 122 amino acids. The record is from RefSeq and is a predicted model, not a curated record.